CUAUUGGCAAUGCAAUUAUGUACACACAACAUUCAAUCAAAUUACAAACAUAUCUUGACACAUAACUUGUGAUGACCACAAUGUCAAUUAUGAAUCAACUUUGUUUUAAAUUGAUUCAAAUCAUAUUUCUCAUGUGUUUGUUGUUUCAAGCAUACCAACUUGUUUGUUCAAAAGAGGUUGUUAGGUGCAUACAAAGUGAGAGGCAAGCACUUCUACAAUUCAAAGCUGGCCUUAUUGAUGAAUAUGACAACAUGCUGUCAUCUUGGACGACAGAAGAUUGCUGCCAAUGGAAGGGAAUUGGUUGCAGCAACGUCACUGGUCAUGUAAUUAUGCUCGACCUUCAUGGUAAUUAUGAUCAUUAUAAUUAUGAUUAUAAUUACCAUAUCAGCGGUGAUAUCCACAAGUCACUGAUGGAGUUGCAACAGUUACAAUAUUUGAACUUCAGUAGAAAUAAUUUUGAAGGCAAUUCUAUACCAGGUUUCUUUGGAUCUUUAAGAAACCUAAGAUACCUUGAUCUUUCAUAUUGUUAUUUUCGAGGACAAAUUCCUAUUCAAUUGGAGUCUCUUUCACAUUUGAAAUACUUGAAUCUUUCCUACAAUCUUCUAGAUGGUUUGAUUCCUCAUCGACUUGGAGAUCUCUCCAACUUGCAAUUUCUUGAUCUCAGCAACAAUUAUUUGGAAGGAAGCAUUCCAUCUCAACUUGGAAAGCUUACAAACCUACAAGAGCUUUAUCUUAGUGGUCUGACUAUUGACAACGAAGAUCACAAUGGAGGUCAGUGGUUGUCUAAUCUUACUUCUUUAACCCAUCUUCACAUGUGGUCGAUAUCUAAUCUUAAUAAAUCUAAUAGUUGGUUGAAAAUGGUUGGUAAGUUACCAAAUCUAAGAGAACUAAGUUUAAGAUAUUGUGACCUUUCUGAUCAUUUUAUCCAUUCAUUGAGUCAAUCCAAGUUCAACUUUUCAACUUCUCUUUCUAUCCUUGAUCUCUCUUGGAACAACUUUGCAUCAUCCUUGAUAUUCCAAUGGGUGUCAAACAUAAGUUCUAAUCUUGUUGAGCUUGACCUUAGUGUUAAUGACAUGGUGGAUCUCCCAUCAAAUAGUUUUUCCUGUAGUCUUCCAAAAUUGAGAGAACUAAGAUUAUCUUGGAACAAGUUCACAUCAUUCAUGAUACUCCAUUCAUUGUCAAACAUAAGUUCCAAUCUUGUUGAGCUUGACCUUUCUCAGAACCGUUUGGAGGAUCCUCCAUCAUAUGGUUAUGGCACAGUGAUGAACUCGCUUCAGGAGAUUGACCUAUCAUACAAUAAAUUGAAGGGUGUGGCAUUUAAAUCCUUCAUGAAUGUAUGCACCUUACGUUCUUUAAAUCUGAUUCAAAACAAUUUCACAGAAGACCUUCAAACAAUUCUUCGCAAUUUGUCUAGCGGUUGUGUUAGAAACUCACUUCAAGUGUUAGACCUCAGUUCUAAUGGAAUCAUUGGAACACUACCUGACCUUUCUGCAUUCACAUCAUUGAAAACAUUGGAUCUUUCUUCCAAUCAACUAACUGGAGAGAUCCCUGGUCUUCAAACAAUUCUUCGCAAUUUGUCUAGCGGUUGUGUUAGAAACUCACUUCAAGUGUUAGACCUCAGUUCUAAUGGAAUCAUUGGAACACUACCUGACCUUUCUGCAUUCACAUCAUUGAAAACAUUGGAUCUUUCUUCCAAUCAACUAACUGGAGAGAUCCCUGGUCUUCAAACAAUUCUUCGCAAUUUGUCUAGCGGUUGUGUUAGAAACUCACUUCAAGUGUUAGACCUCAGUUCUAAUGGAAUCAUUGGAACACUACCUGACCUUUCUGCAUUCACAUCAUUGAAAACAUUGGAUCUUUCUUCCAAUCAACUAACUGGAGAGAUCCCUGGUCUUCAAACAAUUCUUCGCAAUUUGUCUAGCGGUUGUGUUAGAAACUCACUUCAAGUGUUAGACCUCAGUGAUAACAGAAUCACUGGAACACUACCUGACCUUUCUGCAUUCACAUCAUUGAAAACAUUGUAUCUUUCUUCCAAUCAACUAACUGGAGAGAUCCCUGGUCUUCAAACAAUUCUUCGCAAUUUGUCUAGCGGUUGUGUUAGAAACUCACUUCAAGUGUUAGACCUCAGUGAUAACAGAAUCACUGGAACACUACCUGACCUUUCUGCAUUCACAUCAUUGAAAACAUUGGAUCUUUCUUCCAAUCAACUAAGUGGAGAGAUCCCUGGGGGUAGUAGCCUGCCAUAUCAGUUGGAACAUUUAUCCAUCACAUCAAACACUUUAGAAGGGGUAAUUCCUAAAUCAUUUUGGAUGAAUGCAUGUAAGUUGAAAUCAUUGAAAAUGUCCAAUAACAGUUUCAGUGGUGAGCUUCAAGUAAUAAUCCAUCACUUAUCUAGAUGUGCUAGAUACUCACUCCAAGAAUUAGAUCUAAGCAGUAAUAAAAUCAAUGGCACACUACCUGAUCUCUCAAUAUUCUCAUUUUUGGAAAUAUUCGAUAUUUCUGAAAAUAGCCUAAACGGGAAGAUAUCUGAAGAUAUUCGAUUUCCAACCAAACUAAGGACACUACAAAUGAGUUCAAACUCUAUGAAUGGUGUGAUCUCUGAAUUUCAUUUUUCUGGUAUGUCAAUGUUAAAGGAAUUAGACUUGUCAGACAAUUCACUAGCAUUGAGAUUUACUGAAAAUUGGGUCCCACCUUUUCAACUGAACAGUAUAGGAUUGAGAUCAAGCAAACUUGGUCUUACAUUUCCUAAAUGGAUUCAGACACAAAAGUACCUGCUGGAUCUUGAUAUUUCGAAGGCUGGAAUUUCAGAUAAUGUUCCAGAGUGGUUUUGGGCUAAACUAUCAUCACAAGAAUGCAACAGCAUCAAUAUUUCAAACAAUAAUCUCAAAGGUUCAAUUCCAAAUCUUCAAGUCAAAAAUCACUGUUCUCUUUUAUCUCUUUCAUCAAAUGAAUUUGAAGGGCCUAUUCCAGCAUUUUUACAAGGUUCUGCACUUAUUGAUUUGUCCAAAAACAAAUUUUCAGAUUCUCGCCCAUUCCUUUGUGCAAAUGGUAUAAAUGAAAUCUUAGCUCAGUUUGAUGUUUCAAAUAAUCAAUUAUCUGGACGAAUUCCAGACUGUUGGAGCAAUUUCAAGUCAUUAGUUUAUGUAGAUUUGAGCCACAACAAUUUUUCAGGGAAGAUUCCAACUUCAAUGGGAUCACUUGUAAUACUGCGAGCAUUACUAUUGAGGAACAACAACUUGACAGGGGAGAUCCCUUUCUCCUUAAUGAACUGCACACAGUUAGUAAUGCUUGACAUGAGAGACAAUAGAUUAGAAGGACACAUCCCUUAUUGGAUUGGAAGCGAAUUAAAAGAGUUGCAAGUUUUAAGCUUAAAAGGGAAUUACUUCUUUGGAAGUUUACCAUUGGAACUCUGCCAUCUACAAUUCAUUCAAUUUUUUGAUCUCUCAUUAAACAGUCUAUCUGGACGAAUUCCCAAAUGCAUUAAAAAUCUCACUUCAAUGACUCAAAAAGAUUCUUCAGAUGGUUUUACCUAUCAUUUUUAUUUUAUAAGAUCAGAAUAUGCAUAUGAAUUGAAUGCAUUGUUGACAUGGAAAGGUGUAGAACAUGUCUUCAACAACAAUGGAUUGGUUCUUUUAAAAGUCAUAGAUCUCUCAAGUAAUCAUUUUUCAGAAGAGAUUCCACCUGAAAUAGCAGAUUUGAUUCAAUUGGUCUCAUUGAAUUUAUCAAGAAACAACUUCACAGGGAAAAUUCCAUCAAAUAUUGGAAAUCUAACUUCACUUGACUCUCUUGAUUUGUCUCGAAAUAAGUUGCUUGGUUCAAUUCCUCCUAGUCUCUCUCAAAUAGACUGGCUUAGUGUGUUAGAUCUGUCACAUAAUCAAUUAUCUGGAGAGAUUCCAACGAGUACACAACUACAAAGUUUCAACGCCACAAGUUACGAAGAUAAUCUUGAUCUUUGUGGUCCACCACUUGUAAAAUUGUGUACUCAGGGGGAGCCACCACAUGAUCCAAAAGAAGUUCAAGAUGAUGAAGAUUUGCUUCUCAAUCGUGGAUUUUACAUCAGUCUGACAUUUGGAUUUAUUAUAGGCUUCUGGGGCGUUUUUGGUUCAAUCCUAAUCAAGCGUUCUUGGAGACAUGCUUAUUUCAAGUUCAUGAACAAUUUAGUGGAUAAUAUUUACGUCAAAUGCAGAUGAUGGCUCAAUGAUUAACUGGGUGGCAGAAUACUGUGCAUCUUUACUGAAGGGUACUCGAUAGUUCGUUGGUGGUGGAUCAGAUUAAGGUCUGUGCAGUAAAAGUCCUACUCUAGAAAGAUGAAUGGUUUAUGAUUUAUUUGCAUUGUAACUAUUCGGAGAUGAUUUCUCCUUGCUCCCAACAUGUCUCAAAACACUAUUUUUCUUUAAUAUACAAUCUGGACGUGCAAACGACACCCUGUUUUACACAUCCGGAUUGUGUAAUCCGGACAAAUUUAGUGUUUUGAGAGACGUUGAGGGGAGAGGAGAAACAAUCCACUAGGAAAUAGAUUGUUGGGGUGUAUCUUUGUAAUAUGUGGUUAUGUCAUUUUUCUCUUAUGUAUUAGUCUCUUGUUGAAUUGAGUUGUAACUUGCACUACCUUUUGUAUUCUCUGUCAUUUAUUUAUGCAAUAAACAUUUGUGAAGUAUUCAACGAGUAAAA
This is a messenger RNA of Medicago truncatula (barrel medic), 4665 nucleotides long. RefSeq names its product receptor-like protein EIX1. The transcript has 2 exons. Gene Ontology annotation, molecular function: protein binding. NCBI's taxonomy places the organism in Eukaryota, Viridiplantae, Streptophyta, Magnoliopsida, Fabales, Fabaceae. The record is from RefSeq and is a predicted model, not a curated record. Bases 72 to 4187 code for a protein of 1371 amino acids.